AUGGCUUCAACCUCUAAACAAACAAGAAGUUGGACAUAUGAUGCUUUCUUGAGCUUCAGGGGUGACGACACUCGCAACAAUUACGUAGGUCAUCUUUAUGCAGCUCUUGUUCAGAAAGGAAUACAGACGUUCAAAGAAUUUGGUGGAGGGAAACCGAUAUCUCAAGAACUUGUGAAAGCCAUCCAAGAAUCAAGGUUUUGGUUGGUUGUAAUUUCUAAAAAUUACGCAAACUCUUCAUGGUGUUUGGAAGAGCUUGCAAAAAUCAUGGAGUGCUAUUGGGAUGAUAAGACGGGACAGAAGAAAGUAUUACCGGUGUUUUACCAUGUCGAUCCAUGUGAUGUGUGCAAACAGAAAAACAGCUUCGCAACAGUGUUUGAGAAGCACGAGGAGAAGGAAGAGAUGGAAAAAGUGAACACGUGGAAGGAAGCUUUAACUGCUGUUGCUUGUUUAUCAGGCUAUCAUAUCUCAACAGUCAGUGGAUAUUUGCCUAUACUGAGAAAAAAAGAAAAAGAAAGAAGUAAUACUGUAAAUGGAUACACGAAAUGUGGUGAACACGCAAUUAUUGACAAGAUUGUUCAAGAGAUCUUACGCAAUAUACAACCUCUUGGUCAUGAGAGUUGUAUAAUAGGUAUAGAGUCUCAUAUGGAAAACUUAAAUUCAAAACUGAUCAUAGAAGCAACCAAAAAGGUUCGGGUUAUAGGGAUACUUGGAAUGGGAGGGAUUGGCAAGACUACUAUUGCCCGAGCAUUGUUUAGAAGAAUUUCUUAUAAGUUUCAAGGUAGCUGCUUUGUUAAGGAUGUUAGACAAAAUAGUUCUAGCGAUAACUGUCACACCCCGUUAAAAAGUUUUAAAAGAGAUUCUGGGGAUGGCCCAGGGGUUUGGUAUUCUGGACCCGAGUAUGGAGCAACCCUGAUACAAGAAAGAUUUUACAAUAAGAAAGUUGUUCUUGUUCUUGAUGAUGUGCAUGAUAUGAAGCAAUUAGAGUUCUUAGCUGCAACACAUGAGUGGUUUGGUCCAGGAAGCAGAAUUAUUAUAACCACUAGAGACGAGCAUUUAUUAGCAGAUUCAAAUGACAUUUACAAACCUCCUCUUUUACUUAAAGACCAAGCUGUUGAGCUCUUUAGCAGGCAUGCCUUUCGGAAAAAUAGCCCUCCAGAUGGGUACAUAGAGCUUUCAGAUAGUGCAAUACACUAUAGUGGUCGUCUUCCUCUGGCCUUGAAAGUUUUAGGCUCCUUUUUCCGUGGAAGAGACGCGCACAUUGCAUGUUUCUUCAAGGGUGAAAAAUUAGAAGAUGUCACUAGAAUACUUGAUAACUUUGGUUUUGACCCGGUGAUAGGGAUUAGUGUUCUAAUAGAAAAGUCGCUUUUAACCGUUUCAAAAGAAAAGCUACGUAUGCAUGAUCUUAUUCAAGAAACGGGUUGGCAAAUUAUUCGUGAGAGUGCCCCGAAUAGCAGGCUAUGGAAACAGGAAGAAAUACUUCGGGUCAUACAUAAAAGCAGAGAAUUUGAUGCCAUUGAAGCCAUCGUGGAGCCAUUUUCCGGCAAGAAGAUGGGUUUCAAUGCAGAUUUGUUUAGAAAUAUGAUGAAUCUUCGGCUACUCCAUGUUAACCUUGAAUUCACUUUUGGGGAACCUACCUUUUUCCCUGAUGAGUUACGAUGGCUAUAUUGGCAGCAAUACCCAUAUUUAUCCCUGCGAGUAACUGACAUGUGUAGGCUCGUUGGGCUUGACAUUAGUAUGGGCAAGAUUGAACAUUUAUGGAAGGGACAACAGAAUAUGCUGAACUUGAAGUUCAUUAACCUUCAAAGUUGCAGUUAUCUAGCAAGGUUUCCAGAUGUUUCAGGUACACCAAAUAUUGAGAGGAUUGAGAUGGACUCCUUGGAGACUCUAAUUCUCAUUGAGUGUACAUCUCUUGAAAGAAUCCCAUAA
Molecule: messenger RNA, 1926 nt
Organism: Erigeron canadensis
Lineage: Eukaryota; Viridiplantae; Streptophyta; Magnoliopsida; Asterales; Asteraceae
Product: disease resistance protein Roq1-like
Exons: 8
Coding region: 1-1926 (641 amino acids)
Biological process (GO): signal transduction; defense response
Molecular function (GO): ATP hydrolysis activity; ADP binding
Source: RefSeq, a predicted model, not a curated record